CGUGAAUCGCGAAGGCCGCGGUGGGCCGGUUUGCGUGGUGUUUUCGCCGGGAUUGGCCAUAUUCGCUGUCGUAAUGGCGAUAAAAAAAAAACAGCUCAAAUUGAUUCGAUCACCACCUGCCAGUUGCAGUGGUGCUGUUGGCGUUGAUGGCGCGGUCGGUGGUUGUGGUAAGAGGUGGCCAUACAAAUAGUAUCGGGUCAAAGACAUCGCGAAGUGCAUCGCAUCGCGUCAUGGUGAUGUCGCAUUUGAUCAAAGCGGCGCCGUUUAGGGGUUUGUGCGGCUUCCAGUAUGCGAUAGGAAGGAAGGAACGGCCGUCCCACCCCAAUCAGCGAGCCGUCUGCUCAGGUAGCCACAAACUCCCGUCUCUCGGAAUUUUCCUGGCAACAACUGCCUACCGACGCGUUCUUCUACCCUAUCACAAACCAAAUUUCCAUUCAAACGCCAUCAGAAGUGCCAACAGCGUGAAGAUGUCCGACCAACCGAAGGGUCUGAAGUCGCGCCGCCUUCACAAUACGGCACGCAAGCAACAUCUAUCGGCGCAGAAGCCGGAUUCUCAGUCUGGUGACAGUGGCACGGGGCCUAGGCAGUUGGCAUCCUCUGCUUUUGACGACGAUACCCAUUCCGCGAGUCCACAAGACCCAGAAAUCCUACCUGAUGUGCCGAUCUAUGGUAUUGAGAGCGCCGAUGAUAUUGGCGACACUGAUUUCGAUGAUGACCAUCUGUUCCCCCAAUCAAAUACCGAUUCUGGUAACGAAGAAGCCAUCGUUGAUGUCGACGCGCUUCGAGCCGGCGGCAUUGAAGAUGCGACGUCACGUACUCUUCGACCCCAACUCGAUAUGAGCGAUGUCCUUGGAGCUGGCGAAUACGAAGAGUGCAUCUGGGUCGGGGAGGUUCAGCCAACUGAAAACCUUCCGUUCGAUGAUGAAGGAAUACCGCCCGAAGAAGAUGACCGAGAGUCUACCAGCCAAAACGGUUCACCGAUGCGAUAUACCGACAUCGAAGACACAUCGGUAUUGGUUCCGAUGCGCCAGAACAAGUCGAUCGAGACAUCCAGCUUCGAGAAGGCUCUUGCGACCUUUGCCGAUUUGGCUGGUCUAAGCCGUCAAGACUGGACAUCCCUUCGGGAGGUGCUUUUCUUGAUCCGCGACAAAGAUGGCAGUGUCCCUUCAGUGAUACAGAGCCUUCCGAAACAGCUCUCGACACUCCGAGACCGUAUUCGCCGCCGGAUGCCGAUGAUGAAUAUGCGCGAGGCCGACAUCCCUCUGAACAUCUUGAAGUUACCGACAAUGCCAGCCAGUUUGAAGCUCGAGGAGCGUCGCUAGGUUGAAAUCGCACGGGCUCAGGCAGAAAGCAGAAGCGCAGCCCUCACUGCUACCAGAGCAGCGACCAGGAUCUCCCGCGAUGAAGUACAUCAUCGCAUCCGAUAUCCUAGGCAGGAUACAUACAGGCCCAGGCUUGUUCGUCGACAAACCGCCCGCAGUUGUUUCAUUCGCACGCUUGGCUGUCCUCGGUCCGUAGCACAUCGGGCUU
Molecule: messenger RNA, 1530 nt
Organism: Parathielavia appendiculata
Lineage: Eukaryota; Fungi; Ascomycota; Sordariomycetes; Sordariales; Chaetomiaceae
Exons: 3
Coding region: 147-1322 (391 amino acids)
Source: RefSeq, a predicted model, not a curated record